This is a messenger RNA of Thermothielavioides terrestris NRRL 8126, 1424 nucleotides long. RefSeq lists its product as uncharacterized. NCBI's taxonomy places the organism in Eukaryota, Fungi, Ascomycota, Sordariomycetes, Sordariales, Chaetomiaceae. Gene Ontology annotation, cellular component: mitochondrion. Bases 126 to 1256 code for a protein of 376 amino acids. The transcript is spliced from 9 exons. Gene Ontology annotation, molecular function: protein-containing complex binding. The record is from RefSeq and is a predicted model, not a curated record.
GCUCUGAGCCGGCGGGCAGCGUCUCGAUUGCUUGGUCGCAUUGAAUUGAACGCAGCUCAACUUCAAUUGACUGCGACGCAGCCCGUCUUGGGACAUCCCACAUCCCACAACCACCACCAGCCACCAUGGCCUCCCUGCCGACCGCCGUGCGGUCCACGGCGCCCAAGAUCGCGAGAAGCGCACUGCAGCGCCGGGCCAUUUCCGACGUGCACAUCACGCGCACCGGCAAGCCGCUUGUGCGCACCCAGGGCGGCCGUUCCUCCCUCGGCGAGCACACAGCUACCGUCUUCGGUGCCACCGGCCAGCUGGGCCGCUACAUCGUCAACCGGCUAGCGAGGCAAGGAUGCACCGUCAUCGUGCCGUACCGCGAGGAGAUGGCCAAGCGUCAUCUCAAGUUGACCGGCGAUCUGGGCCGCGUUGUGUUCACCGAAUUCGACCUGCGCAACACCCAGUCGAUCGAGGAGAGCGUCAGGCACUCCGACGUCGUCUACAAUCUGAUCGGCCGCAACUAUCCCACCAAGAACUUCUCGCUCGAAGAUGUGCACAUCGAGGGCGCUGAGCGGAUUGCGGAGGCGGUUGCCAAGUACGACGUUGACCGGUUCAUCCACGUUUCGUCGUACAACGCAAAUCCGGAUUCGACUUCCGAGUUCUUUGCCACCAAGGGCUAUGCCGAGCGCGUGGUGCGGGAGAUCUUCCCCGAGACCACCAUUGUCAGGCCGGCCCCGAUGUUUGGAUUCGAAGAUAAACUGCUGCUCAAGCUCGCCAGCGUCACGAACCUGUUCACGGCGAACAACAUGCAGGAGCGGUACUGGCCAGUGCACGUCAUCGAUGUUGGCGAGGCGCUGGAAAAGAUGCUGUUUGACGACAACACGGCGUCGCAGACCUUCGAGCUGUACGGCCCACGCAACUACUCGACGGCCGAGAUCGCCGAGCUGGUUGACCGGGAAAUCUACAAGAAGCGGAGGCACAUCAACGUGCCCAAGGCGAUCCUGAAGCCGACAGCUGGCCUCCUCAACCGCGUCCUCUGGUGGGACAUCAUGUCCGCCGACGAGGUAGAGCGCGAGUUCAUCGACCAGGUCAUUGACCCGUCGGCCAAGACGUUCAAGGAUCUGGGCAUGGAGCCCAGCGACAUUAGCAAGUGGACUUAUCAUUACCUGAAAGGAUUCCGGUCUUCGACAUUCUACGACCUGCCGCCUGCGACCGAGAAGGAAAUGCGGGAGGAGAAGAAAUACAUUCACGUGCUGGACGACCAGUAAGCGGCCAUUCAAAGCGAUGGCUUGGACAUUCGCCGUUGGGGAAGCAGACUGGACACCGUAGAGUGUACAUACCGAUCGACCUCAUUCAUCAGAUCACAUCAAACCAUUCCCGUCCAUCAAUCUCAAAUCUCUAUUCAAAAUGACCAACCAUGAGAGUGACGAUGAAGA